Messenger RNA from Daphnia magna, 1417 nucleotides. Its product is annotated as corepressor interacting with RBPJ 1. NCBI's taxonomy places the organism in Eukaryota, Metazoa, Arthropoda, Branchiopoda, Diplostraca, Daphniidae. Gene Ontology annotation, biological process: negative regulation of DNA-templated transcription. Gene Ontology annotation, cellular component: nucleus. The transcript has 6 exons. The record is from RefSeq and is a predicted model, not a curated record. Bases 117 to 1346 code for a protein of 409 amino acids. Gene Ontology annotation, molecular function: transcription corepressor activity.
CUUAUUGCAACGAAAUAUUUCGUUGCAGUAGAUUCUACCCUUCUCUUUGUAACAGAAGUUGUGUAUUUUGGAUCAGAAUUGAAUAAAUCUUAUAAUUAGUGUCAUAAACCAGAAAGAUGGGUAAAGGAUUCAACAAUUACAUGUGCAAAAAAUUCUUCCAUCCUGGAUCACGAGAUAACUUGAAAAGGGUAUGGAUGGCCCAACAAAAGACUGAUGCUGAAAAGAAAAAGCAGGAAGAGUUAAAAGCUCAAUAUGAAAAGGAACAAGAUCUAUAUGUCAACAAAUCGCUUGUCAGCAAAGAAAGCAAAGAAAAAUUGAGUGUAAAUUUUUUGUAUGAACCACCACCAGGAAUGAAAAAGGAGAGAGAGAGGGAAGAUGGAGAGCCAGAAUUUAAAUUUGAAUGGCAGAGAAAAUACAAUGCUCCUCGUGAAGACUAUUGUCGUGACAAUGAAGACAUUCGCGAUCAGCCUUUUGGCAUUGCAGUUAGAAAUGUCCGUUGCAUUAAAUGCCACAAAUGGGGACAUGUUAAUACUGACAGAGAAUGUCCCUUGUUCAACAAGGCCAGAGAUGCCUUUGAUGAAGCUGUUGCCGGACCAGAUCCCUCUGAAAAAUUGAUGAGUGACAUGAAGGAAACUGGUUUGGCCAUGACUAAAAGUGCCAUUAGCACUUUAGAACAAAUGUCAAUUCCAAUGCAGGGGCUAUUAAACAAAUCAGAAGAGGAACCCAUUGCUGAGGAAUUGACAUUUCUAAAAACCCUAUCAACUAAAGAAAAGAAGAAAUUAUUGAAAAAGUUAGAGAAAUUGGAGGACAAACAAAAAGGAAAAAAGAAAAAGAAGGAGAAAAACAAACGUGAAAGCAGCAGUCCGCCUCAGCUUAAAUCAUCCUCGUCGAGCAAAGAGGAUAGCAAAAGAUCAAGUCGAAUCUAUGAUGAUGAUAAUGUUAGCCGCCGCGAAGAACCAUCUCACAGCCGUUACAGACGAUCGCGAUCCAGAGAGAGAGGAGAACGCACUCGAGCGCAUGAGAGAGAUAACACAAGUCGAGCCCGUGAGAGGGAUGGUACUAGUCGAGCCCAUGAAAGGGAUAGUACUAAUCGAGCCUAUGAAAAGGAUAGUACUAAUCGAGCCUAUGAAAGGGAUAGUACUAAUCGAGCCUUUGAAAGGGAUAGUACUAAUCGAGCCUAUGAAAAGGAUAGUACUAAUCGAGCCUAUGAAAAGGAUAGUACUAAUCGACGCCCAGAACCAUCUCGCAGCCAUGACAGACGAUCUCGAUCGAGAGAAAGAGGAGAACGCAAACGGAGACGCGGGGAAUCAACCGACAGAAAGAGUGAGAAAAAACAUAGAGAGUAACACCGAACUAUUCAAAACAGGCUACGCUUCUGUAUUUUUUAAAUAACGACAAUACAUGUAUUGUGAGACAA